CUUGAGCACUUCAAUUCAAAGAGCCCCUGAAAAAAUUCGGCUGAGAUGGAAAAAUGUCAACAAUCAGAAGCUGCUUGCCCUCAUGUUCUCGUGUUGCCCCUCCCAAUACAAGGCCAUGUAAACUCAAUGUUUAAGCUAGCUGAAUUGCUAGCUCUCUCUGGCUUCAAGGUCACCUUCCUAAACUCCGAGCACAACCAUGAACGCCUGGUCAAGUACACGAAUAUUACUGCCCAUUUUGCAAGAUACCCUGGAUUUGAAUUUAAGACCAUACCUGAUGGUCUCCCUGAUGAUCAUCCGAGGACAGGUGAAUGGUUCCUGGAGAUGUUUGAUGCCAUGGAAAUGAAAACCAAAUCAAGUUUGAUAGAGAUGCUUCUCAAUAUUAGCCCGCCUGUCGACUGCAUAAUUGGAGAUGGAUUUUUAGGCUUUGCCCUUGACGCUGCUAAUGAGCUUGGAAUCCCCAUCAUUUAUUUUCGUACCAGCAGUGCUUGUUGCUUCUGGGUUUAUUACUCGAUCCCUGAUAUGAUCCAAGCUGGGGAGCUUCCUACCAGAGAAAUGGAUCGCUUGAUAACAACUGUACCAGGCAUGGAAACUUUUCUUCGAUGUCGAGAUCUUCCCAGUUUCUGCAGAGCAAGUAACAUGACAGACGCAGAUUCAAAAAUCCAACUUAUUGUUAAAGAGACACGAAAAACCCCUCAAGCCCAUUCCUUGAUACUAAACACGUUUGAAGAUCUAGAUGGGCCAAUACUAUCUCAUAUACGCACCAAAUGCCCUCAUAUCUACGCCAUUGGACCCAUCCAUGCUCAACUAAACACCAGACUAAGGGAAAAAUAUGGAGAAUCAUAUGAUCACUUCUCGAAUAGCCUUUGGGAAUUGGAUAGAAGUUGCAUUUCUUGGCUUGAUAAGCAACCAAAGCAAUGUGUUAUCUAUGUAAGUUUUGGUAGCGUUACAACCACAUCAAGGGAGCAACUUACAGAGCUUUGGUAUGGACUUGUUAACAGUAAAAAGAGGUUCUUGUGGGUUAUAAGGCCAAAUUCGGUAACUGGAAAAGAUGGCCGGGGGGGGGAUGUUCCGGUGGAGCUAUUGGAGGCGACUAGAGAGCGAGGCUACAUUGUAGGUUGGGCACCGCAAGAGGAGGUCUUGAAUCAUCCGGCUGUUGGCGGGUUCUUGACUCAUAGUGGAUGGAACUCUACCUUGGAAAGUGUGGUUGCAGGAGUGCCUAUGAUUUGUUGGCCUUAUUUUGCUGACCAGCAAGUAAAUAGCAGGUUUGUGAGUGAAGCAUGGAAAAUUGGGCUGGAUAUGAAGGACGUGUGUGAUAGAAAGGUUGUGGAAAUGAUGGUGAAUGAUCUGAUGGUGAAUAGAAAGGAGGAAUUUGUCAAACCAGCGGCCAAAAUGGCUAAGCUAGCCAAUGAAUCUGUUAGUGUUGGUGGAUCUUCUUAUUGCAAUUUGGACCGUCUAAUAGAAGAUAUUAGACUAAUGAGCUUGAAAAAACUAUGAGAACUCAUAGGGCAAGCAAUCUUCCAAGUUGGAAUAUGUUUCAACUGUUGAUAGAUCAGUGUCUGUUUUUCUAAUAAGCUUGGCUCCACCAAGAAUGUGUCAUCGUUUAUA
Molecule: messenger RNA, 1605 nt
Organism: Durio zibethinus
Lineage: Eukaryota; Viridiplantae; Streptophyta; Magnoliopsida; Malvales; Malvaceae
Product: 7-deoxyloganetic acid glucosyltransferase-like
Molecular function (GO): quercetin 3-O-glucosyltransferase activity; quercetin 7-O-glucosyltransferase activity
Source: RefSeq, a predicted model, not a curated record